Molecule: messenger RNA, 2938 nt
Organism: Manihot esculenta (cassava)
Lineage: Eukaryota; Viridiplantae; Streptophyta; Magnoliopsida; Malpighiales; Euphorbiaceae
Product: protein OBERON 3
Exons: 2
Coding region: 395-2800 (801 amino acids)
Cellular component (GO): nucleus
Source: RefSeq, a predicted model, not a curated record
AACAUCAAAACAAAGACGAGUGACGAGUCCACCUGGACUAUCAUACGGCUUCGCUUGCUUUCUUACUCUUUGGAGAGAAGAAAAAGAGAGUAGCUUUGGGCUGAGGAGUAACGGUGAAACCAGUGGCUUAUCAGCAACAAACAAGAAAAAGUUAUCGCCAUUUUUGUUAUUCGUGUGAAUGCUUUGAAAUUCCAGCCGUUGUCCACGAAGAGAGAGAGAGAGGAGAGGUUUCUGUAGUUGCACUUAAGAAUGGAGAAUCAACCCACAUGAAUUGAAGCGAAAAACACCCCCAGAUUCUCUUAGAUUUUCCAUUUUGCCCUUUCAAUUCCCUCUCUUUUCCUUUUCUUUUUCUUCUCUCUCCUGGCAAGUAAAGUCUCUCUUUUGGAAGACGGCCAUGUUUGGAGAGAGAGAUCAUCAUCUCUCCAACGGUGAGGCAGAGAGCUCGCAUAACCAACAAAACCCAGAAGAGAAAAUAGGUUUAUCUCACAAGGGGAUUGAUUUUCUUAAGGAGUCGAAGAUGGGUCUUGACGGGUUUGCCUCAAAGCCUCAAGAGCUUACUCUUAGCUACCUUUGUGAAAAUCCCAAACUGGGUUUUGCUCAAAAGGGCAAAGAAGUGAUUUUAACUGAGAAUUCAAAUCAAGAUGAGAAAUGGGUAGAGAGAGAUUUCAUGAAUUUGAGAGAAACCAAGUGCAAUUCUUCUUCAAAAAGGGAGUUUCACGAAGAAGAAGAUAUUGAGAGGGAGAAUUCCUCCAGAGGAAAGAAACCAAAGCUGGAAAGCACUUUAAACCUUUCUCUAGCUUUGCCUGAUGUGUCUCUCUCUCUCACGGCUUCAAAUGCAUUCCAAAAUGCUGAGCCUGUGAUUAAGCCAAAGCCUAGCAGGAGCAUGCAGUCCUUAGGUGCCGCACCAUCUAACAACACACAGACAACUUGUUCUAAUGAUUUCACUGCUGCUUCACUUUCUUACUCUUAUUCUCACCCAUUUUCACACAAUCCUAGUUGCUCCUUGACCCGUAAUUCAACUGAGAAUUAUGAUUAUUCUGUAGGCAGAGAUGAUCAGAUUUGGUGUGGAGGGGAAGGGACUAAUGGAUCGGUUCAUAGCCGGUUUAGACCUAUUGGAGAUGGGCUUGUUGCUUUGAACAAUAACAAUCACGGCGGCGGUGGUAAUGGAGGAGUUUCCAUAAUUCAGGGUCAUCGUUUAAAAGAUUCGUGUAAUAAUAGUCUCUAUAAAACUACUAGUUCUGACAACCUUCCAUUUUUUCCAUCUGAAUUGCCGGCUAGGCCACGUUUGGAAGCUUAUUCAGGUGAUUCGAGGAGAAGGAAUUCGGAGAAUAUGAGAGGUGGAGACGGUGUAGAUGGAGGAGGGAAGGCAAGAAAGCUCUCUAGACCGGAGAAAAUUCUUCAUGAAACCGUGUCGGAGUCUAUUCCUGUUAUGGCUCAGAUAAUUCAGGAGCUGUCGGAAGAAACAUUAGAAUCUACUAAGGAGUACUUGGAGAAUCUUAUUGCGAUGCCUGAAAAGAAAGAAGAAUUAGCAGGUCUUCAAAAUCGGCUUGAGAGAAGAUCCGACCUUUCUAAUGAGGCUCUCUUGAAGUGUCAAAAGGACCAGUUAGAGAUUCUGGUUGCAGUGAGAAUGGGGCUGGGAAGUUUUAUAUCUGGGAAAGUUAGGCUUCCUGCAAGUGAAUUGGUGGAAAUUUUCUUGUAUAUGAGAUGUAGGAAUAUGAAUUGCAAGAGCAUAUUGCCUGUUGAUGAUUGUGACUGUAAAUUUUGCAGUGCAAGCAAGGGAUUUUGCAGCUCUUGCAUGUGUCCAGUCUGUAUGAAUUUUGACUGCGCUAAUAAUACUUGCAGUUGGGUGGGGUGUGACGUAUGCUCCCAUUGGUGUCAUGCAGCCUGUGGUAUUCAAAGAAAUUUCAUUAGACCAGGUCCUAGCUUGAAGGGGCCAAAGGGAACUACAGAGAUGCAAUUUCACUGCAUUGGGUGUAAUCAUGCUUCAGAAAUGUUUGGCUUUGUCAAGGAUGUGUUUAUGUGCUGUGCAAAGGAUUGGGGUCUAGAGACCCUAAUAAAAGAACUCGACUGUGUUAGGAAGAUUUUCAAGGGAAGUGAUGAUUUUAAAGGCAAGGAGUUGCAUAUUAAGGCUGAGGAGUUGCUCUCCAAGCUGGAGAACAGGAUUCUAUCUCCUUCAGAUGCCUGUAACAUUAUCAUCCAGUUCUUCAACCAUGCAGAUGGUAUUUCUGAUUUUCCUGCAUCUGCUGUAUCUGCAAAAGAAUUGAUGCCAACUGAAGCUAGUCUUAGAAAAGAUGAUGCACCUAUACCACCAUCUACUUCUCUGCCUCCAAAAUAUGCCUUGUACAAUACAAACUCUUCAAGUGGUCGGCGUGUGUCUCUAUCAAACGAUAUCCACCAAAAUGAUCUCAGGGCUGCACUCCUUGGUGACAUAAAAAUGAAUGAUGAGUUCCAGUUUGGUAAUUUAUCCAAGAAAGAUGGUCUUGAAAGCUUAGAAAGCAUUGUACGGAUUAAAGAAGCAGAAGCCAGAAUGUUCCAGAGCAAGGCAGAUGAAGCACGGAGAGAGGCAGAAGGCUACCGGCAGAUGAUUCGAGCAAAGUCUGAGAAGUUGGAAGAAGAGUAUGCAGAGAAGCUCGCCAAACUGUGUUUGCAGGAGACUGAGGAAAGGCGAAGAAAAAAAUUAGAAGAACUGAAGGUUUUAGAAAGUUCACAUUGCGAUUACUACAAUAUGAAGCUAAGAAUGCAAACUGAGAUUGCUGGUUUGCUGGAGAGAAUGGAGACCACAAAGCAGCAAUGGGUGUAAUUUAAGCCUAUUUUUUCCCUUUCCUUUUCUUUUCUUUUGUUUCUGUUGAAAUUAACUUGCAGUUUGUAAUUUGUUUACAUCUUCACCAACCAUUGACUUAAUCUCGUUUCUCCAAAUGCAAAAUUCAAGCUUUUGGAA